Messenger RNA from Boeremia exigua, 853 nucleotides. RefSeq lists its product as uncharacterized. The record is from RefSeq and is a predicted model, not a curated record. The transcript is spliced from 6 exons. Bases 1 to 696 code for a protein of 231 amino acids. NCBI's taxonomy places the organism in Eukaryota, Fungi, Ascomycota, Dothideomycetes, Pleosporales, Didymellaceae.
AUGUUCGAGAUAAAGGCGAUAGGACGUAGGAGAAUUAAGAAGUCUUUCAGCAUUGAUUGGAUUGAUGUAUAUGACCUUGACGUGUCGACUGGAGAGUGGACAGCGGUAGAAGGUACAACCUACUAUAGCGCAGACACAACUCUCAGUGGAGCUGCCUACCACCAAGAAGCCCCAUUCGCGAGCAACGGCACAAUCGCAACUAACCUCAGCGGCAACACCAGCACAAUCACUUUUGAAGUCACUGACGCCGGCGGUGAACAAUGGGUAUCUUUCUAUUACCAAAACACAGAUGACAUGGGCUUUGGCGAUGCCCCCUAUGGCUCCCCCGACCGCAUCGGCGGAAUCUGGAUCCUGCGCCACUACGGAUGGGUUGAAGUCAACAACGACCCCUCCACGCGUCGACAGCUGUCCAUGAAGGACACGCAUAAGGGAAUUAUCAUGGCUUCGCCGCUGGCGUUGAAACUCACACAGGGGUUGAACAAUAUCACAUUGGGUGGGCUCUCCAAUGGGAAUGGCACAAAGGCGGCAGACGUAGAUCGAAUUGUAGUCUACCCGCUGGAGCAAACGGACGCUGGAAAUGUGUCGGCAACUCCGAAGCGGACGGCAACGCCGGCUAAAUUUACUGGGGGCACAAGUCGGUUUGCCACGUCUCCAUCUGUGCUUGUUGCCCUUAUUGCUGCCAGUCUAUUUCUGUGAAGGGAUAUACUUGCGCCAAUGUAAAGAGUUCACGUCAGGGUGGUUAUAUUCAAGCUAUUUCGAUAGCUCCUUCUUCAGUACUUCAAAAUGGCAAGUCUAUGUGGUUACGAAGAGCUGGACUAGGUCAUAUACACGGAAAGACAUCAUGCGAAAAUCA